UCAACAAUUAAUUAAAUUUAUUGAUUUUUUGUUGAAUUUACAGAAAAAAAAUGUGUUGUAGAUGAAUAAACUCUGUGAAGAUGUUUGCGAGAACAAUUUUUUCUCGGAAUCGUCCUAAAAUCGUGUCUUUAUCUAAUGAUGCCAGAUUCAAAUUGUCCAAUUCGGCCCCAAUAAAUGAAGAUUGCGAUCAUAAACCUCGAAGAAUAUUCUCAGGUAUUCAGCCGACUGGUAGUGUCCACUUGGGUAACUAUGUGGGAGCAAUAUUGCCAUGGAAAAAGUUGCAGGAUUCAGGAGAAGACGUAAUACUGGAAAUCGCUGACUUGCACUCAAUAACAUUACCCCAGGACCCAAAAAAUUUGUCACAAAGCAUUUUAGAAAUGACUGCUUCAAUUUUAGCAUGUGGAAUAAAUGCGGAGAAAGUCAUUUUAUUUCAACAGUCUUCAGUUUUUACACAUGCUGAGCUUUCUUGGAUCCUCGGAUGUACUUGCACAAUAGCAAGGUUAUCUCACCUACCAGCUUUCAAAGAAAAGUCCUCUACUCUAAAAGAUGUACCAGUAGGAUUAUUCCUCUAUCCUGUUCUGCAAGCCGCAGAUAUUUUAGCUUAUAAGGCUACUCAUGUUCCAGUGGGUGAAGACCAAUGGCAGCACAUUCAACUAACUCAAGAUCUAGCAAAAAUGUUCAAUAAAAGAUAUGGGAAAUGUUUCCCUAUCCCCCAUACAAUGAUAACAGAUAACGUGUAUUCUAGAUUGAAGAGCUUAAGGGACCCUAAUAAAAAAAUGUCCAAAUCCGAUCCUGAUCCUAGAAGUAGAAUAAGUCUCCUGGAUAAACCUGAUGAAAUUCAGAAGAAAUUUAAAAAAGCUGUGACAGAUUUUACUUCAGAGGUUUAUUUUGAUCCUGAAAGGAGACCUGGGGUUUCAAACUUGAUAAGUAUUCAUUCCAUAGUUUCGAAUAAAGAUAUAAUGGAAAUAUGUAGAGAAUCAAAAGGACUGAACACUGCUCAGUAUAAGUCUCUAGUAGCUGAUGCAGUUAUUGAAUACUUGAAACCAAUACAAACAGACUAUCAUCGAUUACUUUCAGAAGAAGCAUAUAUUCUGGAAAUAUUGCAGAAUGGAGCUGAUCGAGCAAAAGAGAUUUCAUGCAGGACUAUGCAAGAAGUGAAAGACAAAAUAGGUUUUUCUUAUUCUUCAAAGAACACUUCAUUUGUUACCUCAAGAAUAUAAAUAAAUUAUUCAAUAUA
Coccinella septempunctata (seven-spotted ladybird) is the source of this 1237-nucleotide messenger RNA. RefSeq names its product tryptophan--tRNA ligase, mitochondrial (gene TrpRS-m). Gene Ontology annotation, molecular function: tryptophan-tRNA ligase activity; ATP binding. The transcript has 8 exons. NCBI's taxonomy places the organism in Eukaryota, Metazoa, Arthropoda, Insecta, Coleoptera, Coccinellidae. The record is from RefSeq and is a predicted model, not a curated record. Gene Ontology annotation, biological process: mitochondrial tryptophanyl-tRNA aminoacylation. Gene Ontology annotation, cellular component: mitochondrial matrix; mitochondrion. Bases 81 to 1220 code for a protein of 379 amino acids.